Mitosporidium daphniae is the source of this 213-nucleotide messenger RNA. RefSeq lists its product as uncharacterized. The coding region runs from base 1 to 213 and encodes 70 amino acids. The transcript is spliced from 2 exons. Lineage: Eukaryota; Fungi; Microsporidia. The record is from RefSeq and is a predicted model, not a curated record.
AUGUAUAUAUUAAUAGCUGGAAUGGCGAUACUUACAACAGCUCGUGCCUUUCCUUAUACCCUGAGGGUGCCAUCGCAGAUAGUGCCGAUUGAGGGAUGCAAUGGCCCGCUGGGUUUCAUCUGCCAAAUAAAUGCUACAGCUCAUCAACCAAGGAUGGCGGAUCCUUCUCCGAUGCCGAUGGAAUACGAUGAAGACGAGCAUUCUUAUUAUUAG